Lingula anatina is the source of this 2339-nucleotide messenger RNA. Its product is annotated as organic cation transporter protein-like. Gene Ontology annotation, molecular function: transmembrane transporter activity. Lineage: Eukaryota; Metazoa; Brachiopoda; Lingulata; Lingulida; Lingulidae. Gene Ontology annotation, biological process: transmembrane transport. Gene Ontology annotation, cellular component: membrane. The record is from RefSeq and is a predicted model, not a curated record.
GCCUUCAAUAUUUAUAAAUUUAUACUUUUUAAAAAAAAUUCUACAAACAGAAAUUACACUCAGCGAAAAUAGAAAUGGUUUGAAACAAUAUCGAGGGACACCUUUAUAGACGAUCAAGAAUGACAUGCAUUACAAAUGCACAAAAUUGGCACCCUUUCAAUAUAUCAGCCUCGUUCUGAUCAUUGGCACCUGGUCUAGGAUUGGCCUCGUUUUUAAGGACGUACGUUUAAUGCAGGCAGCUUUAUUGUUGAAGCAGAUCAACAGAGUAGAUCUAUAAGUCGACGUGACCUAGACGCAGUUCUAUCGAUAAUCGUGCCAAAAUGGAUGGUGCCAGUAGCAGCACUGAUGAUUGUGAAGCCAAGGCAACCAUGAUGAAGAAGGACAGUGACUGUGCAAAGAAGCAGGCUCACCAAGACGACAUUUUCGAUCAAUUGGGGAGUUUUGGCUGCUUUCAGCACCGUGUUUUGCCACUCUUUUGUCUGUGCAAUACGUUCGCUGCUCUGCAGUAUAUGGCCAUCACGUUUAUGGAGUACACACCUGCCCAUAGGUGUAUACUGCCGACUUAUUCCAAUAACACAGGUUCAUCUCAACCGCAACACGUAUUCCGCUAUGGGACAGUUAAUGAAAGUGACAUCCAUAUAACGCUGUCUCGAACUAAUAGUGAACGUAACCCUUGUAAUGACGUCAGCAAUAUGAGUGACGUCAGCCGUGAACGGGACGCACGAUGCAACAGCUGGGUGUACGAUAAGACUUUGUUUAAGGAAACGUAUCCUACUGAGUUUAAUCUGGUUUGUGAUGACGCCAGUAAAGUAACCAUGACGACGUUGAUGUUUCUGAUUGGUGCAGCCGCAGGGAAUGUAUGGAUAGGGUUUCUGUCGGAUCGGGUUGGUCGGCAGAUAGCACUAGGCAUUGCCCUACUAUUAGAGUGUGCGGCAGGGAUGUCCGCGGCGUUUGCACCCUCUCCAACAGCGGCAAUGGUCUUCAGGUUCUUCCUCGGAGCCUGUUCAAGCGGGUCCUACACCACGUCAUUUGCGUUCGGGAUGGAGGUCAUUGGUUCCAAAAAGAGAAUGCUUGUUGGAAUCAUCAUGCAUUUCUCAUUCGCUUUUGGAAGUUGUCUGAUUUCCGGAAUUGCGUACGCAUUCCGCCAUUGGCGCCACAUCCAGAUUGCCAUAUCGGCACCAUUGUUUCUGAUGGCCGUGUACACAUGGUUUAUUCCGGAGUCGUUGCGUUGGUUGCUGUCAAAGGGAUACAAAAAGGAAGCUGCGCGAGUUGCUCUGCGCAUUGCCAAAGAGAACGGCUGCCAUAUUGAAUCAACAGACGCCCUAUUCAGAGAGCCCGAGCCAGUGUCCGUCCGGAAAAGAACCAGAGACAUUCCAAAGGAGUUGUGCCAAACGCCCCGUCUUUUGUUGUGCAUGGUCAUUCUCUCUGUAAACUGGGCAAUUCUUGAAUCCACCUGGUAUGGUAUAGGACUCAACACCGGGAAUCUCGGCGGAAGUAUAUUUCUCAACUUUUUCCUGCUUAGCCUGAUGGAGUUUCCCGCCGUUUGUGUGGUAUUUACUAUCAACCGAUUCGGCAGAAAAGUCCCCUUCGUUUCUUCCAUGGUUUUGUGUGGGAUAUUCUGCUUAUCUGUCAUAUUUGUAGAGUUGUACAUGGGAGUAGACGACCCUUCAUCAAACUGGAUACGAGUGGCGCUCUCUGUCGGUGCAAAGCUCUUCAUCUCGGUCGCUUACAACAUCGUGUACAUAUGGGGUGCUGAACUCUACCCAACAGUCAUGCGCACGGUUGGCAUGGCGAUAUCAAUCAUGGUAGCAAAGAUAGGGACUCUUUUAGCUCCUGUCAUUGUGAGGGAGCUCAACUACAGCGGAUAUUUCAAAGAUAAAAGCACCUUGCCUCUUGUCAUCUUCGGAGGAAUGUCUGUCCUCGGUGGCCUGUCUUCGCUUUUACUGCAAGAAACGGCCAACAAACCUCUGCGACAAACAAUAACGGAAAUGCACAAGAAAUGUACGUCACUUCCGGUAAAAGACACGUGUGACGUAAAACUGAAUGGAGAAUUUGGCUCUCAUACGGAAAAGCAGACACUCAGUGAAGGCUAUUCUGAUGGUGACAAUGCAAAAACCACGGCUAACUUAUUAUAGCAAUAUAUAAAUUACUGGAAUAAAUGAUUAUUAUAUUUAUAUAUUUUUUUCACGGUAUUAAAUAACGCACAUAAAAAUGUCUUUGUUCCAUGGAUAAAAUGUGUGAGUAAUUGUAAGCAGAUUUGAAAGACCUUUAUUUAUACAUUUAUACAAAUUUCCUCUUAAUCAAGAUUUCCAAUAAACUUAUUUUAUAUAAUUUUAGAA